AUAUAAUACUUCGAUGUCUUUCAUGAUACUUAUCUAAAAAAUGUAAACACAAAAAUUUCGGUUUUUCCCACAACUUGAACUCCUUUAUCCACAUUGAUUCGAAGUUUUCAAAGUGAAUUUUGAGAUCUUGUUAAAGGUCAAAAAAAUGAACAAAAAUUUAGGGCCACAUAAUGUACAAGUAACCUUGUUUCUGAAAACUGUGUUUUUGAAUGCACAUUUCAACAUCAAAUGUACAAUACUUGAUUUCGAUAUGACCAUUAUUGAGAUCGGUAUAAUAACACAAAAAAAUGAAUUGGAUCGCAAAAAUAAUACCACAUUGCUGGUUAGCCGAACCUUGAAAAUUAAUCACAUUAUUUUAAUAACUACUACUGUCGCUUAAAAUUUCAUUUGCACCAUGUCCAAGGCACUCGCUUAAGUGGCAUUUUAUCGCCGCCACAGUACAUAAUUGAAACAGUCAACAUGUGGUAUGAUUUUCUUCGAAGUAUGUAGGUAGUGUAUAUCGAAUAACUCAACUUGCACCAUCAUCAUGAAAUCGUUGUCGGUUGUUUUGGUGCUCACCAUUUCGUUAGCUUGCGCUCGAGCUACUCCAGGCUUUGCAGACACAAAAGAAGGCAUGCAAGAAUGCAACCCAUCCAAUACAUUUCAGCGAAAUCCUCAUUUAAAAAUUUUGGAUCUCAUAACUACUGGUGCAAACGUUCAACUCAAACACGCAGAAAAAUGCUUUUUGCUCUGCCUCCUUCAGAGAAGUAACCAAUUCGACAAGAACGGUUACCUACGCAACGGUGCAGCAUAUGUCAAAGAACUCCUGGACCUUUACAAAGAAAUCGCAAAAUACAGUGAUAUACUGAUGGCUCAAAUAUUCCACAUCGCCAGAUUAGCCAGAAGUUUUAAUGACAAAUGCGAAACAGCUUUCGUAAUGUAUCACCAUAUCAGCAUGGCUAUUUUGGCGUUGCGAACGGCUAGAGGCAUAGAAGACAUUACCCAUACCAAACAUAAAAUUGUCAACAUAGUAGAGAGCACACAAAUCGCCGAUCAACAAACUACUCAACAACUUGAACAAUACUUCGAAUUUUUUGAUACACUGAUCAAUGACGAAGCAACAUGGGAGAACAAGACGAAUAAUACUUCCACCAUGCCAUUUUGUCAGCUGCAAAAAUCUAUGAAAACUACGCGUCCAACCACAUUUUCGAUAUCGCACAAACCCUCGACCAUCAGGUGUUCACCAAAUUAAUAAAUUGAAAGUUGAUACCGA
Messenger RNA from Planococcus citri (citrus mealybug), 1252 nucleotides. RefSeq lists its product as uncharacterized. The record is from RefSeq and is a predicted model, not a curated record. Lineage: Eukaryota; Metazoa; Arthropoda; Insecta; Hemiptera; Pseudococcidae. The transcript has 7 exons. The coding region runs from base 527 to 1231 and encodes 234 amino acids. Gene Ontology annotation, molecular function: odorant binding.